Molecule: messenger RNA, 1116 nt
Organism: Colletotrichum godetiae
Lineage: Eukaryota; Fungi; Ascomycota; Sordariomycetes; Glomerellales; Glomerellaceae
Product: RNA polymerase II transcription elongation factor-domain-containing protein
Exons: 2
Coding region: 1-1116 (371 amino acids)
Source: RefSeq, a predicted model, not a curated record
AUGUCGGCUCUCCGUCCAAAUCACAGGGAAAAGGCCCUUCCCAAGAACCUGAAUGGCCUCAUUGAUCCGACAAAGACGGGAAAAUACCCCGUCAUCUUGAGCGACACUCUCCUCGGCCGCACCCAGAAGGAGGUCUUCACCUCUGUGCGAUACAAUCAUAAACCAGAACUAGCCUCCGAACCCGCGACAGCCAGGUUAAAACCCGAGACUCCUGGCAGCAAGUCCAGCUUCGACCUCUCCUUUCCCGACGGCAACAAUGGCAUGUACGGCUACGCCGGUACCCGUACCAUGGACGAUAACCAGUACGUCCUCUACUUCGACCCCAACAGGAAAGCCUUCAUCCUCGACAAGGUCGAUUCUACAUUCCACAUGAACGUUACCCGCACCCCGACCAACGACAACCCCGAGACCUUGCGCCAGCAGUUCGAGCAGCUCGACACCUCCAUAACCGCGACUCCCGAGGUUCGCAAACCUGCCGCCGCCGAACCCAAGGACAAGGACAAACCCCUCGCGAAACCAGCCUCCAAAGCCACCGGCCCCAAGCGGCCCUCGGCCAGCAGCAACAAGAAAGCCCGUCCCCCGCCGCCGCCCAAGAACAUCACCCUCGCCCUACCGACCAACGACGCGCCGCCACCGGCGCCCAAGGCCGCAUCACCGCCCAAGAAGAAGGCCAAGGCGCCCGCGGGCUCGGAUGAGGAGGACGACGACGACGAUGACGACGACUUUGGCUUGACGAUAGAGUACCCCGACGAGCAGAAGAACAAACGGGCCGACUUCUCACCUGCUUUCGCGCCCAACAUCCAGGUUCGCAGCUUCUCCGACUUUUUGCGCGACUCCGAGGCCGACGACGCCGACGGCGAGUCGGAUCUGGAAGAGCGCGAUUUCGCAAACUUUAACCUGCCGAGCCCGAUGAACGGCCAGCAGCGGCAACAGCAGCACCACAAUCACCACGACCAGGAUGAGGAUGCCGAGGGUGAGGUGGAGCAGAUGGACGUUGACUCGGAGCCCGACUUUGAGGACGCGUUGGAAGACGAUUUGGAGGCCGAGCUGGAGAAGGAGCUCGAGGCCGCGAAUAGUGGCGAUGCUGAGGAGAGUGAGGUCAGCGAGGAAGAUUAA